Messenger RNA from Lotus japonicus, 896 nucleotides. RefSeq lists its product as uncharacterized. The record is from RefSeq and is a predicted model, not a curated record. The transcript is spliced from 2 exons. NCBI's taxonomy places the organism in Eukaryota, Viridiplantae, Streptophyta, Magnoliopsida, Fabales, Fabaceae. Bases 220 to 612 code for a protein of 130 amino acids.
GCAGCAUUUUGCAAAAUGAAUGAGAAAGGGAUCUAGGUCUUCCAUUCUGGGGUUUCAGUUUCAAGCCUGAACUCUCAGCAACUGGUUCCUUCUCGGCUUCUUCCCUGCCGUCGCCGCACGUUUCGCCGCCGGCCACCGCUAUCUCUUCCGUUGGUCCCUGUUUCGCGCAGCUUGCAAGAGAAGAAGUAAGUUGGCUGCGAAGAGGUAAAAAAGGGGGUUAUGGCAGGAAAAGCUGCUGGUUCAGCUGUAAAGGCAAUAGCGGAGUACCAAUAUCCGUGGCGUGAGAAGUUAGCAAAGUAUAAGGAUGAACUGGCCAAGGGUGUGUGGGGAUACUGGGAGUUGGGGGCAUGGAAGCCACUGAGUAUCAGUGCUCGGCGUCGAGCUAUGCUUCGAAAGGAAGUCCUUCUUGCCGGGGAAGAUUGGCCCUAUGAUCCUGAAAGGAAGGAGAUGAAGACCAAGAGGAAAGGACACAAGUGUGAUAGGAUAGCUGCUGAGAAAAGGGCAAACACCGCAAGGUUAAUGGAGAAGAUGCCGGAAAUGUUGCUGGAACACAAGAAGAGAAGGUGGCUGAAGAAGAUGAAGGAAGAAGACAAAGAGAAAGGCAAGCUUUGAUUUUGCUCCUUCAGAAUGGGUUUCUUUGUGCUUCAGAUCUUCCUUUGGUUUCCAAGGGUUUGUCACAAACUGUUAACCAUGAAAAGUGGAUUUACUCAUGCAAUGUUACACCUGUUUUUUGUUGCUUGUGGGUUGGGAAUGUUUGGGGUUAAUGGUGAUUAACUCUUGUCAUGUAUUUCUAACAAUCCUUAAUAAACCCUUUCAAGAGUGGCCUUGAGAUUAUCCCUGGGGCUUGGGAGGGGGGUUACUUAAAUGGAAGUUAAUGUUAUGUAGUUUUGUUUUUA